This is a messenger RNA of Hyalella azteca, 933 nucleotides long. RefSeq lists its product as uncharacterized. NCBI's taxonomy places the organism in Eukaryota, Metazoa, Arthropoda, Malacostraca, Amphipoda, Hyalellidae. The record is from RefSeq and is a predicted model, not a curated record.
CAUUUUAUGGAAGUUGAUGCUGAGAAGCUGCCAAGGGAUAAUGGAACCAAGACGCAUCAUAGCCGCUCCAGAGGCAAUGACCCAUUAAGAUUGAAUUUACUCACAGUGUCAGCUGCUCCUCAAAUAAUAGCAUGGAUUUGAGUACUGCAUCCACUUCUGGUAUAGCUUCAUCUAGGGAGAUGCAUCCUUCAAAUACAUCUGCCCAAGGCAGUCAAAGUUUGGCAAGGGAUUCUGCGGAUGAAACUGACACAGGUCAAUUGAGUGCUCAGGAGGAGCCUUUAGACAUGAGUGUUUCUGUAGCCUCUGCUGGACCAAUGGAUUCUGAAACACUUUUAGUUCAGCAGGAGGCUUAUAGGGACCAGCAAGUUAGUGGACUAACACCUGAGCUUCUGCGGCAACACCAACAAGCAAUGCGAGAAUUUUUUCCAGAGGUGCAACCAUUAGCAGAAGUUGAUAGCAUUCCUGUAUCUUCUGAGCAACCAUUAUCUGUUGAAUCUGAACCUCUAUAUUCAGAUUCUGUACUAAUUGCAAACCAACAGGCAUUUCGAUCAGAGUUGGAACAACAGAAUUUGUCCAGUAGGCUGGUGAGCAGAAAGUCACCGAGCUCAUCCAAAGAAGAUGAGUCUCCUCAAGCUAAGCUGAGCCGCAGCAGCAGCAGCACGCUACUCCUGCAUCCCAGUCUCAGGCACCUCAACAGCCACGAUCUUGCUGUGGCUUUGCUGCGGCAGGAUAAACGCGAGGUUGCGUUAAACCUCAAGCAAGAAUGCAUUGAAAAUCUUCAAGUGGAAAAUGGCAGGCAACCUCUGUCCAGGACGCUGUGGUGCCUGCUGGAGUUGCUGCUGAAUGUCAACACGCCCGUGACGCGCCACGCCCUUGAGUGGCUGCAUUACCUCGUCGCUGCCGGGGACGACCCCCAGCAGUUCGUGGAGGCCG